AACUCAACCAUCUCCUAUCUGAAAAACUCCGAAACCAAUCAAACAAGGGACACAAAGAGUGCAAGAUUGAAAGACAGUGGUCACAAUAGACAAAGGGUGUUUCUGUCACUUUGCUUCGCUCUUGUCCAAACUCCGAUAUUGCCAUCAACCAACCAACCAACCUCAUAAUGCAGUGAUGAAAAUGCAACGCAAUCUUCUUUGCAUUCUUUGAAGUUUGAAGCCGUUUCUAUCUCUCUCUCACAAUGGAAACUCAUCACGGAGGCCAGUGGAAUAAAGCGUUUUUGCCCCUACUCUUAUUACUCUCCGUGUUCUCCACCGUCGGAUCAUCAUCAUCGGCCAUACGUUUCAGAUUGGCACCUCUGGCACGAGGUGCCGCGGAGAGGCAGGUUCCCAUGCAAGCGGGUGCACCCUUCAAGAUUGCGCUGUUCGCCGACCUGCACUUUGGGGAGGACGCGUGGACGGACUGGGGCCCACGACAAGACUUAAACUCCAUCAGGGUCAUGAGUACGGUGCUCCACAAUGAAAAUCCAGAUUUUGUAAUAUAUCUUGGUGAUGUCAUCACGGCUAACAAUAUAAUGAUUGCAAAUGCAAGCUUGUAUUGGGAUCAGGCAACCGCCCCAGCAAGAAAUAGAGGCAUACCAUGGGCCAGUGUAUUUGGAAACCAUGAUGAUGCUGCAUUUGAGUGGCCAUUGAAGUGGUUCUCUGCUCCUGGAAUCCCUCCAAUUCACUGCCCUCAAAACACAACUUCAUAUUCAGGAGAAGAAGAAUGUAGCUUCAAAGGAACAGGACGUUUGAAUCUGAUGACAAAUGAGAUCAAGCACAAUGGAUCAUUUUCUAGCUAUGGCCCUAGAAAUCUUUGGCCAAGUGUAUCCAAUUAUGUCCUUCAAGUUUCAUCACCAAAUGAUCCACAAACACCAGUGGCUUUCCUUUACUUCCUUGAUUCUGGAGGCGGUUCCUAUCCGGAAGUCAUAUCUAGUGGCCAGGUAGAAUGGUUUCGGCAGAAAGCUGAAGAAGUUAACCCUGACUCAAGGGUUCCCGAGAUUAUUUUCUGGCACAUUCCAAGUACAGCUUAUAAGGUGGUGGCCCCCAAGUUUGGCAUACCAAAGCCUUGCGUAGGAUCAAUCAACAAGGAAACUGUUGCUGCUCAAGAAGUUGAAACGGGUAUGAUGGACCUUCUUGUGAACAGAACUUCUGUCAAGGCAAUUUUUGUUGGACACAACCAUGGAUUGGACUGGUGCUGCCCUUACGAGAAACUAUGGUUAUGCUAUGCUAGGCACACUGGUUAUGGUGGCUAUGGAGAUUGGCCUAGAGGAGCACGAAUUUUAGAGAUCACUCAGACACCCUUUUCCCUUCAAUCUUGGAUAAGGAUGGAGGAUGGCAAUGUGCACAGCGAAGUUGUCUUGAGUUGAAAGUCUUUGGGUGUGCUUAACUUUUUAGUUUUCAAGAUAUAAUUAAACAAGGUUUGCUCAUACAACUGGUAAAGGGUGAAACAAGACAUGGAGCAUAGUGUGAAAUCGAAGGGAGGCUAAAUAAACAGAAAACAAAAAGAUGAGAAAACAUGUCCUAGUUGUUUCUGUUUAGUUUUUAAAACAAUUUUCCAAACUUGAUAAGUUUUUUAAUGAAACAAUAAUAUAUGUACAUGUGAAUUCUUUAUAGUUUCCAAAAAUAUUAUCCAUUUUUCUUUG
Messenger RNA from Glycine soja, 1685 nucleotides. Its product is annotated as probable inactive purple acid phosphatase 16. The transcript is spliced from 5 exons. The record is from RefSeq and is a predicted model, not a curated record. Gene Ontology annotation, cellular component: cytoplasm. Gene Ontology annotation, molecular function: hydrolase activity, acting on ester bonds. Lineage: Eukaryota; Viridiplantae; Streptophyta; Magnoliopsida; Fabales; Fabaceae. Bases 243 to 1409 code for a protein of 388 amino acids.